This is a messenger RNA of Drosophila hydei, 4095 nucleotides long. RefSeq names its product transcriptional regulator ovo (gene sr). The coding region runs from base 61 to 3501 and encodes 1146 amino acids. Gene Ontology annotation, biological process: regulation of transcription by RNA polymerase II. The transcript has 4 exons. The record is from RefSeq and is a predicted model, not a curated record. Lineage: Eukaryota; Metazoa; Arthropoda; Insecta; Diptera; Drosophilidae. Gene Ontology annotation, molecular function: RNA polymerase II cis-regulatory region sequence-specific DNA binding; DNA-binding transcription factor activity, RNA polymerase II-specific.
AUUCAAUUUCAUUUUGUUCGGUUCGGUUCUCACUCGUUGCAAACGCGUCCAGUCUCAAAAAUGUUGCUGACAAUGAGGCGACAGAAUGAAGUGAUAAGCAGCCAGCAGCAUUCCACGACAACAACCUCAGCCACGCCUUCCCCGCCCACGGCUAAUCAAUCUGCUACUCCCGGCUUGAGCCUGGGGCCCACUAAUUCAACCAUUACACAGGAUUCUUUAAACACGCCGACAACGCCGCUUAGUCGGAAUCCAUUGCAAUCCUUUGCAGCACCACCUGCACCACCGCCCAUUGCAGUGCCCACCACAACGCCCGCUUUUGGCUACUACAAUAGCAACGCGCCAGGUACAGCCGCCUCGCCAGCCCUCAGCUAUUUACACCAUCAGCCAGCUGCUGGCAAAGAUUCCGCCGGCCAUUCCGUGGAGCUUGACGAGUACGUGGAUAUAUUGCAAGUGCAACAAUUGCUGUUGGACUCAUCUGCAGCAGCAGCAGCGACUGCUAAUCCUGUCCACGAAAACCAGCAUCCGCAGCAGCAUCUGCAUCAGCAACAACAACUAAGUCAGCAGCAGCUCGCCAAGCCGCGACCGCGCAUCAAUUUACAGAAGGCAUCGGAAUAUGCCGCUCAAUUAGCGCAGGCUGAGACAACCUCGCCUGCUUCGCGUCGCGUUCUGCUCGACUAUCCGAGUCCCUAUUUAUACGGCAAUCAUUAUCAUCACACGCCGCCAAGCGAGGACCUCGUGGCCCUUUGGUUUGGUAGCAAUGGAACAGGCGGCGUAGCCCCUGGAACUCCAUCAGCGGCCAUGAUCAUGGAAGGGCUUGAAACCCUGGUGGCGCCCACGCAUCACGCAUUCCUGCUCACCGAAACAGCCGCCGCGGCCCAUUUCAAUGUGCUGAGCUUCGACACGUGCCUGUUCAAGACCAGCACGGCGCAGAGCGGCAGCCCCUCGGCCAGUUACCUGGGCGCCGCACAGUUCGGUGCGGCCAGCAGCAGCAACAGCUCAUCCGCCGUUGCCAGCAGCAGCAGUGGCCAAACUCUGCUGCACUACACGACAGCGGUCAGUCACAAUCACAACAACAGUAGCAACAACAACUCGGUGCUGCGGGCACGCAAUCAGACAGCCACACCCACACAGGGCGGCAGUCCAGGCAACGUGGCAGCGCAGCCGAUUGCCGGCAGCGCAGCAGCCGCAAGCAGCGGACGCAGCUCGGCGUCGCACCUGAGCCUGUUGAAUACCAGCCAACAGAGUCCCGUAACAGCCACGGAGCACGGCGUGGCCGUGGAGGCGAAACAGCUGAUUGAGGCUCUGCCCGGCGAUCUCAACACGCCGGUAACCACAUCAAGCGAUAUUCCCUCGUUCUUUGGCCCAUCCACAGUGGUUGAACCACCGCCAAUAACUGGCUCAAUUGCAUCCGAAGAUCUGUCGCUGGAGCCGCAGGUUGUCUCCGCUUCCAGUCCCGUGUUGUCCUCUUGCAGCCCAUUGAAGGAGGAGCGCAGCACGCCCCCCGCGUUGACCAUUGUCAAGGAAGAAUCAAGUAAUAAUAGUUGUAACAUGUACCCACUACACAACAACAACAACAACAACAACAGCCACCACACUUCAUCAACAACAACAUCAACAACAGCAACGACAACAGCCAUAGCCACAGCAAAGCAAACAGCAUGCGAUACUAGCAACACUGAGAGCGUUCGCUCGCCCGCAGCAACAACCACAACAGCAGCUGGCACCAGCGGCAACACACACUCACAACAACAACAGCUGCAGCACAACAGCAACAACAAUAACAAUAGCCACUGUCAACACAGUCACCAACAACAACAACAACAACAACAACAACAUCAGCAGCAUAUGAGCUCGCCACAACACCAACAACAAUACCAACUCCAACAACAACACCAAAUACUACACCAACAACAACAGCAACAAUUGCCACAUCAUCACCAUCAUCAUCAUCACCAUCAUCACAAUCACCAUCAACACCAACAGCAACAUCAGCAACACCAACAACAGCAGCAGCAACAGCAACAACAACACCAACAGCAACAACAACAACAGCAACACUACCAACAACAUGCACUACAACAACAAUCACAACAACUGCCUGGUAAAAUCUCAUAUCGUGCCGUUUUCACCACGACAGGCAACACCAACAACUGCAUGCAGCAGCAGCAACACCAGCAGCAGCAGCAACACCAACAACAAUUGGCGUCUCCACAGCUGAGCGUGCUGCCCGGUCAGAUGUCGCCGCCGUCAAAUAGCCUGGGCAACAGCUGGGGCCUGCCCAGUCCGGACAAGUCGCUCUUCCAGCCGCCAAUGUUCAGUCUGCCCGCCCACUACGCCCUGCAGCAGCAGCAGCAACAGCAGCACCAACAACAGCAAGCAACCGCCGCCACGCCAUCGCCCUACGACGACGGACGCACCGCAGUGACUGCUGCACAGCACGCCGAGCUAUUGGGUCUGAGCAUGGACUGCACGCCCUUGAAGCAGACAUCGAUUUACACGGGCGCCACAGUAUCAACUGCUAACUUUGCGGGCCUCGCCGAGCUGCACAGCAGCCACGAGCAAUUGCAACAGCAGCAGCAACAAUAUGCGGUACGCUCACAGCUCUCCGUGGGCACGCCCAAAUACCAGUGGCUGGAUACGCCCGCUGACUAUGUGGCGGCCGCUGCAGUUGUCCAGCAGCAACAGCAACAACAGCAGCAGCAGCAGCAAACCCUGGUGCUGCCUGGGCCCACCUCGUCGGCCAGCUCGAGCAAUGCAGCGCUCGGCGUGCUCAUACCCAAGCAGGAGACCUACACGGAUAUGCAGCCCAACUCAAAUGGCACAGGGUACUCGAGCGCCUCGGCUGCUGCAGCUGCCGCAGCUGCGGCUGCCGUGCAACUAGCCGAAUACAGUCCAUCCACCAGCAAGGGGCACGAGAUACUGUCGCAAGUGUACCAGCAGAGCAGCGUGCCAUUGAAGCUGGUGCCCGUCAAGCCGCGCAAGUAUCCCAAUCGGCCGAGCAAGACGCCCGUGCAUGAGCGUCCGUAUGCGUGCCCCGUGGAGAAUUGCGACAGGCGCUUCUCCCGCUCGGACGAGCUCACCCGCCACAUACGCAUACACACGGGGCAGAAGCCAUUCCAGUGUCGUAUCUGCAUGCGCAGCUUCAGCCGCAGCGAUCAUCUGACCACCCACAUACGCACCCACACAGGCGAAAAGCCGUUCAGCUGUGACAUUUGCGGACGCAAAUUCGCGCGCUCCGAUGAGAAGAAGCGCCAUGCCAAGGUGCAUCUAAAGCAGCGUAUCAAGAAGGAAUCCAAGCUAAGUCGAGAGCAACAUCAGCAGCAGCAGCAGCAGCAGCAGCAGCAACAGCAACAGCAGCAACAGGCUGCAGCGGCAGCCGCAGCCGCACAGCAACAGCAAUUGCAACAGCAUCACCAACAGCAACACCAGCAAUAUCAGCACCAUCAUCUGCUGCACGCUGCCGAUUUGGCCAACGUGACCUCCAGUGCGACCAGCAUGUAGGCCACAGAGAACUCAACGUCUUCGAUUGAUUUCAGCAUCGAGCGACGACGGCCGACGGACUUUGAGGAGUUGGGCAUCGAUCUCAGCCUAGCCAUCGAUAUCGAUGAAAGUCCCCAGUCAUUUGACCUCACCUUGACAUCCGACUAUGAGACACUGUCCCCGCUGACCAGCUCGCUCGAGUUCAACUAUGUGCUGGAUAGUCAGGACUCGAGCGAGUUGCUACUGUUCAGUCAGGACUCGUACAGCCAAGGCCUUUAAACUGCAACAAAAUACAAUAAAAGUUCAAUAUCUUUCGACUACCUAUCUCACGCAGGAAUCAAUCGCUGAUGCUGAAUUUAAGCAACAAAAAUAAAAAACAAAAAUGCAAAAAAAAUAGCAAACAGAAAAAUGAGAAGAAAAAAAACAAUUAGCUAAAUAGUUACAAAAGUUGUAGACGUAAUUUUUGGGUUGUGCUAGCAGCAAAAUCUACGCAAGACAUAUAUGUUAAACAUAGCCUAAAUAUAAUAUAAACAAUUAAACUCGAGCGUCGUCAAGCAGCCACACUAAACAGAACAAAAUAAAAACAAUAACAAAUGCAAAACAAAAAAAAAACAA